This is a messenger RNA of Argiope bruennichi, 1955 nucleotides long. RefSeq names its product limulus clotting factor C-like. The record is from RefSeq and is a predicted model, not a curated record. The coding region runs from base 91 to 1797 and encodes 568 amino acids. The transcript is spliced from 9 exons. Gene Ontology annotation, biological process: proteolysis. NCBI's taxonomy places the organism in Eukaryota, Metazoa, Arthropoda, Arachnida, Araneae, Araneidae. Gene Ontology annotation, molecular function: serine-type endopeptidase activity.
GAAAUAAUAAAAUUUCUAUCAAAAAAUUAUCUCAACUAUUUUAAUUAAAAUAAAACUGGAAGAACAUUCUACUCCUGAUCAAACGAAAUUAUGUCAAACAGAGGUUUCUACUUUGGGCUUAUUUUGAUGCUGCCUCUAGUUUCAGGGAAUGUCGCAUCAUGUCUACAUUCUAUUUCUUGCCCAUGUGGCACUAAAGAAGACCAAGUCUACAUACAGUGCGUUAAUGAAACAUCUGACGAAAUGCACACGUGCGAAAUUUGGGCGAACUGCGAGACAUGUGAAUCUAACACAAGUUACUGCUUAACGUGCCCUCCAGAUCGGUUUAGGCCUACUUGUGAGGAAGCAACUACGGUCCCUUUUUGCUAUCAUCCCGGGGCAGUUGAGAACGCUAUAAUUGAAGAUGAUAAUAGCUUGAGAACUUUAGGGCAAGGUCAAGUGUAUUUUCCUGGUGAGGAAUUGACAUACCUAUGCAUAGAUGGUUAUGAAAUUGAAGGGGUCAGCAAUCUUGUCUGCACGUUGGAAGGGGAAUGGUCAAAUGACCCUCCUAUAUGUAGAGUACGUACAGCUGCAGAGAAGAGGCCAAUUCUGAAACGCACAGUAUGCCCGAAUCCUAUCGUAGAUCCUAAUGGUGCCAUAGACUACCAUCCUCCAAAUUAUCCGAUCAAAAAUGAUCAAGGAUUCGAAGCCGGAAGUCAAGUGAGUUUCACUUGUAACAUUGGUUACGAACUGAAUGGCUCUGAUUCCAUAAUUUGCCUUAGGAAUGGAAAAUGGACAAAUGACGCACCCACGUGUAAAAGAAUGUCAGAAAGUUCUUUAGAAAUAAUGUGUCCAGAUCCAAGCAAAAUUCAAAAUGGCGGAGUAAUUGUAUACUUCCGUUCUUUUCGUUCAUCGAAUCGGGGUUUGACGGUUGUCACAAGGCUCAGAUACGAUUGCAUGGAUGGUUACCGCUUGGAAGGAGAAAAGUAUUUAUUCUGCAUGGAAGACGGAAGUUGGUCUGGAAAUGCACCAAGGUGUAUUGAAGAUUGUGGACGUUCUACCCUGCAAGCGGGAGGCAAAGUCACUUAUGGUACAAAUAAGCCAGCCGGCGAAUUUCCUUGGACAGUUUUCCUUUUUAUGAACGAUACCAAGCAGACAUGUACAGGAGUUUUACUAGACCACGAAACUGUUCUAACUGCUGCACACUGCUUGGUGUACGAUCAAGAUUGUACGAUAUAUUUUGGCAAAUACAUGAGAAGUACUGAAAGUGACGACAGAUAUGUUGAAAUUAGAACGAGUUCUGCAAUACUCAAACAUCCAGAAUUCAACAUUAAUACCUUUGAGAACGAUAUUGCCAUUGUUAAAUUUUAUCCAAAUGUAUCAUAUUCACGGAGAAUUGAACCUAUCUGCAUGCCAUCACCCAACUCGCCUGCUGUAAACGUUACUCCAGGACUAAAAGGCUACGUAAGCGGAUGGGGAUUGACUGAGAAUAGAUUGCCAUCGUCCAGCUUGAUGUCGGCUAAUCUAUAUGUUCAAACACCUGAAACUUGCAUGGCGGCAUAUCAAAAAAGGUAUACAGCAAUUGAAUUCUCGAAAGGAAUGUUCUGUGCUGGUUUGCCAGACGGAAAUAUCAAUACGUGCAUGGUUGGGAGUGGGUCGCCUCUAGUCUUCUACAACAACGAGACGAAUCGCUUGGUCUUAGGAGGGUUGGCCAGUCAUGGAAUGAGUGGAAGAUGUGAUCUACCAGGAAGCUACCCAAUUUUUACCAGAGUUUCUCACUACUUGCAAUGGAUUUAUCAUAAUUUGAAUACUAAAAUGUAAUAAGAAUCUUUUCGUUAAAAUGCACUUUUUGUUUUUAAAUUCAAUAAACACUGUGAAUUAAUAGAUUCAUAACCAGAUAUAUUUUUCUACAAAGAGCAAUAUUAUAGUAUAAAAAUGUAUAAAUAAUUGUCCGAUGAUGAUACUUACAAAAAUAUUAA